UAAAAGAAGGCAAAAAAUAACAACAGUGACGAAGACAUGAACCUGUCAUCAUGUGACCGUGCCGAGAGUGGAAUCGGUGGCUGUCGUUUGUAGUUGACGCUGUUUUGCAGUUUUUCUACUUGCCAAUCUCUUUCGUUCUUCUUCUGUCAGUCAAACGUAAAUAAACUUGAGCUCUAAUAAACAGUUGAGCACAGUGCGCGCCAUAAUAUACAGCACAAAAUCAAUUCCAGUUCAGUCGAUGAUUGUAGUUGCAGUGUUUCGCUGUGCAGGUGGCAAAACGAGUGCGUAACCAACAAAAAUAAAACAUAUAUAUAUAGUGUACAAAUUCAAAGAAAUACCACGAGUUCUACAGAGAGCGCACGACAAAAACCACAUACACAUGAUUAAAAACAAAAUAAAAACGAAACCAAACAGUUGAGACAAAUAAAAAAUAAAUUCGAAGUCCAUAGUAUCCAUUUUAAAGCAUAUCACAUAAGUUCAGAUGCGAAUAGAAAAAAAAGAAAUUAAAAACUCAAAGUAUAGUAAUAUAUAGAUUAAGUAAUUCGGUUGAAAUAUACGUCGCUUGGACAGCUAUUGCAAAACUUCUCAUUGGAAUAGUUCACAUUAGAAGGAAUAACUUGCAGAACGGCGAAAAUCAAUGAAAUAGAAAAAAAGCACAACGUGCAAAUGCACAGUUAUUAUACACACAUUGUUUGUUGUUGUUGUCGUCGACAUCGUCGUUAUACGUUAUAUUUAUUGUACUCCUUGCCGAUGAUCGAACUGUGAAUUAUAAAGUUGCAUUUAUCGUAUCGGUUCAAUCAAAUUUGCCAACGUGCUGUGAUCUUAUAUUGAUGUUGAAUUUUCUUCGGUUAACACAUAAAAACAAGUUUGAGUUGUCAUUUUAUUUUAUCUCCGUUGCCGUAAAAUCAAUCAUUCCAUAAUUGUGUUUAUUGUCUACUUUGAUUUUCGAAAACGUUAAUUGUUCGUCAUUUUGUCAAAGCGUAUCUUGUGUUAUCAAUUAUCGCGUGCGCCACUCUAGUGCCAGAAUAUAUUUGUGAUCCACUGGUUUAUAUUUCUAUUUUUUUAUUUUUGUGUGUGUGUGUAUUUUUUUGGUGUCGAAUUGAUCAAGGGAAAAGGCAUUAACACACGAAAAACUAAAAAAGACAAAAAUCGAAUCGAAAAUCUUUUGGAUUAUUAUCUGUCGCUUGCGUUACAUUUCUAUUACUACCAUCAACCGUUUUCAGUUUCAAACGAAGAAACACAAAACCAACCACACUCACUGAUUACAUAAACGAAUUUAAAAUAGAUGAUCAUAAAGUUCGACACAAAGAUAAGCUUAAAAUCGUAAAAAUAGCGAUACGCGAAUGAUUUAAAUCAUGGACGAUUCAGUUAAAGUUGCGAAUGCACAACACCAAGGCCACAAAGAUGCAAACCAGAGUUUACAUCAAAUCGAAACGAAUGUUGAAAAUUUGGAAAUGCGAACCAUGAGCAGCAUACAAUUGGUGGAAACAUUUUAUGUGACAUCAAAGAAAAACACCGUUUAUUAUGUAAAAUUAACGGAAAAAGGAUUAACACUGCGCAAAGAAACAAAUGUCGCUGCUAAAGAGCAAACAAUUUUAUUACAAGAUAUAAUUGGUUGUCGAUGUUUGCGCAGCAAACGAAAACGAAAAAAUGCAUCGUCUUGUACAUGUGCUGCGCUUCCCGGUCCAACCGAAUUAAAAGUCGUCGAAGAGAAUUCUGUUGAUUUGGAUGAGUCAGAUGUCAGUGUUUAUCUCUAUAUCUAUGCGUAUAUUUUGGAAAAAAAUGGCCAUCGCGAACGUACUACCAUAACAUUACGAUUUCGUUCAUUUGAUAAUUAUGAACAAAACAAUGAAGAGGCACAAAAAUGGAGAUCGGCAAUCAAGUAUCUAAUACAUCGUGAUCCGAAUGUAAUUGAGUUUCCAACACAAGUAAAACGUCUAACCAUAUCACCAUUGAAUGUAACACCGCCCGCAAAAUCAGUGCCGGUGCCAUCAUCACCGCUUCAAUUAUAUGUACCGAAGGAUAUGCGCAAAGUUCUUGUUUUGCUAAAUCCAAAAUCCGGAUCGGGAAAGGCACGUGAAACAUUCCAAAAAUAUGUGGCACCAGUGUUCACUGAAGCUGAAGUUCCAUACGAAUUACAAGUCACAAAACAUGCAAACUAUGCACGCGAAUUUGCACGACGCUCUGACAUCUAUGCAUGGAGAUCAAUUGUUGUCGUUGGCGGCGAUGGAAUUUACUAUGAAGUCAUUAACGGUCUCUUUGAGCGUCCCGAUUGGGAACGUGCCACACAAACAAUUCCAAUUGGCAUCAUCCCAUGCGGUUCUGGCAAUGGUUUGGCCAAAACCAUAGCCCAUGUCUACAGUGAGCCAUACGAGCCGAAACCCGUUUUGAAUGCUGCCUUAACAGUUGUUAGAGGUCACAAUGCGCCGAUGGAUUUAGUCCGAGUUGAAACCAAAUCAGAGAUUUUAUUUUCAUUUUUAUCGGUCGGUUGGGGAUUUAUAUCUGACAUUGAUAUUGAAAGUGAACGUCUUCGUUCGAUUGGCUAUCAACGAUUUGCCAUUUGGUCAGUACAUCGUUUGAUUAAUUUGCGUACAUACUAUGGAACAUUAUCAUAUUUGCCGGCGAAAAAUUUGAACUCAACCGAAAAUGGAAAAAUUUCAAUGGCAAACCGACGGAAACCAAAUCGUUCGACCACAAUGAAACAUAGCAUGAGCUACAAUGUUGGAUUAACGGAAUGUAUUGAUUGCCAUGGCAUGGGUGAUUGUGAAGCAUGUGAUUCAGCAUUCGGUGAUAUACUUGCAUUAGAAACAAAUGCAGCAAACGAUGCCUUCAAUAAUAAUGCAACUGUUUUACAUGCGCGUCCCCGUUUGGAUAGUUGGCAUUCGGCAAAUUCACGAAAAAGUGCAUAUUAUUCGACAACCGAAAGUAUUUAUCAAAGUGUUGCCGAUCAAAUAUCAGAAUAUGGCAGCGAAACAAAUGAUGAUACCACAAAGCAUGCAAAUCAAGUGUAUGGACCAGCCUCAGCAAUUCCAGCACUAACCGCACCAGUACCAGCCGAUUGGACAAUUGAAACGGGUGAAUUUAUUAUGGUACAUGCCGCUUAUCAAACGCAUAUUGCAUCGGAUUGUCAAUUUGCACCGUUGUCACAGCUCAACGAUGGUAUUAUAUGGAUGCUUGUUAUACGAGCCGGUGCAUCGCGACAGGAAAUUUUUAAAUUUCUUAUUGGCAUGAGUUCGGGCACACACAUUCCAACAACACCAAAUCAAUACAUUGAAAUGAUUCCGGUGACAGCAUUUCGCAUUGAACCAACCGGUACACAUGGACAUUUUACGGUCGAUGGUGAACGUAUUGAAUAUGGACCCAUUCAAGCUGAAAUAUUUCCUGGUAUUUCACAAGUUUUAGUACCAAAACCACAACAGUAAAAAUCGCAUCAAUUCUCUUUUUUUCCCUCUCUUCCAAUCAAACACAAAGUAAAUACAUUAAGCUGUGGUUAAAAUGACAUUUUGAAAUGAGGACUUUUUUUUCUUCUUAUUUCAUCUAUUUUCGAGUUAUAUUUUUUUUUUCUUUUAUUUUCUUUCGAAAUUUUUUGAAGAAAAAAACAACAACAAGAAACAAACAAAUUCAAAGGCACAAUAUAUUUUGAUGAAAUCAAUUUAUCAAUGUGAGCAAGCUGCACAUUGAAACGAAGGACAUGUUUACAUUACUUACAUAGACAUAGGUAAAAAUAAUACAUCACUAAACGCUUUAAUAAAUCCGUUAAAAAAUGUUUUUUUUUUUUGUUAGAUUGUUAAUUAGAUAUAUUUUGAAUGGAAGGAGAGAUUAUAAACGUCUUUAGCUAUUGUAAAUAAAUUGAAAAUUAUCAAAAAUGAGGGACAAAGAGAAAAUAAUGGUAUAAUAUUUUUUUGUGAUUUCCAUGCAUGAAAUAAAAAGGCUACUCGAUACAUAUCCAAAUGUUCUUGCCACACAUCGAUUCCGCUAGGUAAUAAGAAAUUAUUAUUAAUCAAUCUAUGUACAAUAUAAUUAACAGAAGAAAUAACUUAAAACACGCAGAUACACAAAUCGAACGGUCCACAAAUAAAAUAAACAUUCAUUCAAUAAGAUUUAGUAUUUCUGAAAAUAUUCGUACUUAUAAACUUGCAUAAAAAUUCCGUUUUGCAUUACAUACAUAGGAAAACAAAAUUCUGAUUAAGAACAUUACAUUUCGAUGAUAAUUUCUUAUAUUGAAUUGCUUCGCUUUUUUCACAGUUUCGAUUUCAAUUAAAAAAUCCAAGUAAAGUUGAGAACAUUAACAAGUAUGUUGCAAUUAAAAAGAAAAACAAAUUUCAUCUGUAAAUUUGUAAAAUGUUACAAAUAUGUCCAUAAUAUAUGUACUAUUGGUGAAAGUGAUUACGCAUUAGGUUGGAAAUAAAACAAAACAAUGAA
This is a messenger RNA of Contarinia nasturtii (swede midge), 4422 nucleotides long. RefSeq names its product sphingosine kinase 2-like. NCBI's taxonomy places the organism in Eukaryota, Metazoa, Arthropoda, Insecta, Diptera, Cecidomyiidae. The record is from RefSeq and is a predicted model, not a curated record. Gene Ontology annotation, cellular component: cytoplasm; membrane; intracellular membrane-bounded organelle. Gene Ontology annotation, biological process: sphingosine biosynthetic process. The transcript is spliced from 3 exons. Bases 1356 to 3422 code for a protein of 688 amino acids.